CGAAUCUGCGUCCAAAUCCCACAUUUGUGCGUUUUAGGUCGAGCGCGUGUCGGCGUACCAAGCCAUCUCGCGCACAGAUGAAUAAUGAUCACCUGCGUGAUGUUAUGUGACAGUUUAGCUCGUGCGUCACCCGAAGAAAACCUUUAAUGGUGGGUUGCUGCAGCAGACAAACAGUCGCCCGCUCUUACAUUAAACUCUCCCUCUCUGGACCGUGUUACGCACUCCAACACGGGCUCCUUCUCUUCCAAGAUCCUCCUAAACAGACCGAACCCAGACGGGAAUGCCGUUCUUGCUUGUUAUUCCCUCUCCAUCUGCACCAGGACAAGUUAAGUAUAGUUGCAACUCGUCAACGCGUGCCUGCACUUAGAAAACAUGCUGCGCUGAGUGAGAAGAGGAGUUCAAUGGGGCUUGACCAAAAAUCAGACAAAAAAAAAAACAACACUUUUUUUCAUGGUAAAUUUUGCGCACUUUUAAUUUCAGUCAGGUCCUUUGCAUGCUUUCUUUUCUUAAGGCAGCCCCCACCUGUCUUAAUAGCAUCCAGAUCGCUGUAUAAGUGGUAGACUACUAGAUUCCCAUCGCAGUGACGCCUGUUUAUCGGAUUUCUUUGCCUCAGAGCUGUAAAUCAGCAGAGAUGGACAAGCACAAUGCGCCAGACCUGACGGGAUAAAACAUCUCUGCUGGACACUGUCAAAAUAACUGAGCCACCUUCAGAUUCAAGAACCAAUUGAAUCAAAUGUAUUUAUCUUUUUAUUUGCCUCCCGUCAUCCUGAGGUAAACUUUUUCUCUCCCCGGCUCUGCUGCGGUUCCCUUCCCUUCUCUGGGUGACAUCUCAGCGGGAUUUCCAUGAAGCGACGCCUCGGGUGACUAGACUUAGUUGGGGAUUUUGCUCCGCUUCCAGAGGCACAUCAUGUGGACUCCCACGGAGGACGAGAAAAUCGGUGUUGUCAUCUGUAACUUCCGAGGCUCAGUGACUCAGGGUUUGGCUCUGGAGGUGGGGGAGACAGUGCAGAUCUUGGAAACAUGUGAAGGAUGGUUCAGAGGAUUCUCAACAAGGAAGCCUAAUGUCAAGGGAGUUUUUCCUGCCAGCUACAUUCACUUGAAGAAAGCCAUUGUUACCAACAGAGGGCCUCAUGAGACUGUGGUGCCUCUGGAAGACCCAAUUGUUACAGAGGUGACAUCAACUCUUCAGGAAUGGGCUUCACUAUGGAAGCAACUCUAUGUGAAACACAAGGUGGAUCUGUUCUACAAGGUCCGUCAUGUUAUGAUGGAGCUGAUCGACCUGAGGAGGCAGCUGCUGUCCGGUCACCUCACACAGGACCAGAGCAGAGACGUUAAGAGACACAUCACCGUCAGACUCGACUGGGGCAACGAACACCUGGGUCUGGACUUGGUGCCAAGGAAGGAGUUUGAGAUGGUUGAUGAGGACCAGAUAAGUGUGUCAGACUUGUAUAAAAUGCAUCUGUCCAGCAGACACAGCCUCCAGCAGAGCAUCACACAGGGUGAGAAUAGUCGGCAGAGACAUGGAGAACCUUGCAGGGUUCCUUUACCACACCACCUACUGGUCAACCUAAAGAGCUUCACCUACAACAGCAUCGGGGAGGACACAGAUAUAUUUUUCGCUCUGUAUGAUCUGAGGGAGGGGAAGACUAUCAGCGAGAAGUUUAUGGUGAGACUAAACAAGAAUGGAGGACCGAAGAAUCCGGAGAAGGUGGACCGGCUUUGUGCACUUUUCACGGACCUGAGCAACAAAGACAUGAAGAGAGAUCUCUACAUCGUCUCACAAGUUAUUCGAACAGGUCGCAUGCUGCUGAACGACAGUAAGAAAGGUCCGGCACAUGUUCAGUACCGCAGACCGUACGGCUGCGCUGUUCUGGCCAUGAGCGAUGUGUUGCAGAUCAUCUCAGAGCUCAAAGAGGAGAAAGACUUUGUGCUUAAAGUCUACACGUGUAACAAUGAGAACGAAUGGUACCAGAUCCAUGAAAACAUUAUCCGCAAGUCGAGCACCAAAUACACAACACCCAGCACCAACUACGGACUGAUCAUCUCCCUGCAGCUGCUCAGAGGUGACAUGGACCAGGUCCGCAGAGAAAACCCUCUCAUUUUCAGCAGAGGGGUAGCCAUCACUCGGAAACUGGGAUUCCCAGAUGUCAUCAUGCCAGGCGACAUCCGUAAUGACCUGUACCUUACUCUGGAACGAGGGGACUUUGAAAGAGGAGGAAAGAGUGUUCAGAAAAACAUCGAAGUGACUAUGUAUGUCAUCUACGCAGACGGAGAAAUACUGAAGGAGUGUAUCAGUCUGGGAUCAGGUGAGCCCAACAUCCCUGAGUAUCGCUCCUUCGUCCUCUACCACAACAACAGCCCUCGCUGGAGUGAAGUGAUUAAGCUGCCGAUUCCCAUCGAUCGUUUCAGAGGCUCCCACCUGCGCUUUGAGUUCAGACAUUGCUCAACAAAGGAUAAAGGAGAGAAAAAGCUUUAUGGCUUUGCCUUUACUCCUCUGAUGAGGGAGGAUGGAACUACUUUAUCUGAUGAGAGUCAUGAGCUCUAUGUCUACAAGUGCGAUGAGAAUACAACCUUCAGUAACCAUGCCCUCUACCUGGGCCUUCCCUGCUGUAAGGACGACUUUAACAGCUGUCCCAACAUCCCAUCCAGCCUCAUCUUCCAGCGAAGCAUCAAGGAGACGUUCUGGAUCUCCACGCAGCUCUCUUCAACCAAGCUGACUCAGAACGUGGACCUCCUGGCCCUCCUUAAGUGGAAAGCACAUCCUGACCGGGUCAUGGACAUCCUUGGGCGUCUCCGACACGUCAGUGGUGAAGAAAUAGUCAAGUUUCUCCAAGAUAUUCUGGACACAUUAUUUUCCAUCUUGGAUGAGAACACAGACAAAUAUGGGCCCCUUGUGUUCCAGUCGUUGGUUUUUAUCAUAAACUUGCUCAGGGACAGUAAAUACUACCACUUCAGGCCGGUGAUGGACACGUAUAUCCAGAAACACUUCGCUGGAGCUCUGGCCUACAAAGAGCUGAUUCGCUGUCUGAAGUGGUACAUGGAUCGUUCUGCUGAGGUGGUCAGACAGGAUCACAUUCAGGAAGCAAUGAGGGCUCUGGAGUAUCUGUUCAAGUUUAUCAUCCAGUCUCGGAUCCUUUACUCCCGGGCCACCUGCGGGAUGGAGGAGGAGCAGUUUCGAACCAGCAUCCAGGAACUCUUUCAGUCCAUUCGCUUCGUCCUCAGCCUGGACAGCCGCAACUCAGAGACCCUCAUAUUCACUCAGGGCUCCCAGCCUUGCCCUGGCCCCAAUCAGGCUCCAAGCCCCUGCAUUGGGCCUGCAGGACCAUUAGCAAUUGUCUCUGCACUGGGCCAAAUCCAAACCCCUUUCCAAGGACAGGUUCCUGGGAGCGCACCAUCUAGCUGCUCUCAGGCCUGGAGCUCCAACGCUCUGCGACCACCUACAUUGUCAGCUGCACUGUUAAGCUCAUUCCCUGCCAUCUUUGAUGAGCUGCUGCAGAUGUUCACGGUGCAGGAGGUGGCAGAGUUUGUGCGAGGCACUUUGGGCAGCAUGCCGUCUACGGUGCACAUAGGACAAUCAAUGGACGUGGUAAAGCUGCAGUCCAUAGCUCGAACUGUGGAUAGCAGACUCUUCUCUUUCCCUGAGUCUCGAAGGAUUCUGCUUCCCGUUGUCCUGCAUCACAUCCACCUUCAUCUGAGGCAACAGAAAGAACUUCUCAUCUGUUCAGGAAUACUGAGCUCCAUUUUCACCAUUAUCAAGAGCAGCUCACUGGACACGUCGGUGCAGGAAGAGGUGGAGAUGAUGGUGGAAUCUCUGUUGGACGUCCUCCUGCAGACACUUCUGUCCAUCAUGAGCAAGUGCCAAUCGCAGGAGGCGGUAAGGGGUCAACGCUGUCCGCAGUGCACCGCGGAGAUCACUGGGGAGUACGUCUCGUGUCUCCUCUCGCUUCUCCGCCAGAUGACUGACAUCCACUUUCAACACUUGAUGGAAAAUUUUCAAAGCAAGGACGAGCUCAAGGAGUUCUUGUUGAAGAUUUUGUGUGUGUUUAGAAAUCUGAUGAAGCUCAGUAUUUUUCCUCGCGACUGGAACAUCAUGAGGCUGCUCACCAGCAACAUCAUCCUGACCACAGCUCAGCAGCUCGCUCCUGCUCUGCACAAGAACUUUGCUGAAACAGACUUUGACUUCAAGGUGUGGAACUCCUACUUCAGUUUGGCCGUUCUCUACAUCAACCAGCCAAGUUUACAGCUGGAGAACUUGAGUCCCAUUAAGAGGAAGAAGAUCUUAGACAAGUAUGGCGACAUGAGAGUUAUGAUGACUUAUGAACUUUUCAGCAUGUGGCAGAACUUGGGAGAGAAUAAGAUCCAUUUCAUUCCCGGGAUGAUUGGACCGUUCCUCGGAGUAACGCUGGUCCCUCAGGUGGAGGUGAGAAACAUCAUGAUUCCGAUCUUCCAUGACAUGAUGGACUGGGAGCAGCGCAAAAACGGAAACUUCAAACAGGUGGAGGCUGAACUAAUUGACAAGUUGGACAGUUUGGUUUCGGAGGGAAAGGGUGAUGAGAACUACAGAGAGCUAUUCGGGUUGCUAACCCAGCUGUUUGGGCCCUAUCCCAGUCUGUUGGAGAAGAUUGAGCAGGAGACGUGGAGAGAAACAGGAAUCUCAUUUGUUACAUCGGUCACACGGUUGAUGGAGCGACUGCUGGAUUACAGGGACUGUAUGAAGGGAGAUGAGACAGAAAACAAGAAGAUUGGCUGCACAGUGAACCUUCUUAAUUUCUACAAGUCAGAAAUCAACAAAGAGGAGAUGUACAUCCGUUAUAUCCACAAACUGUGUGACAUGCAUCUGCAGGCUGAGAACUAUACGGAGGCUGCCUUCACCCUGCUGUUGUACUGGGAGCUACUGCACUGGGACGAGCGACCAGUUAAAGAGUUCCUGCAUUACCCUGCUCAGACUGAAUGGCACCGAAAGGAGGGCCUCUGCCGCAAAGUCAUCCACUAUUUCAACAAGGGAAAGUGUUGGGAAUUUGGUAUUCCUCUGUGCAGAGAACUGGCCUUCCAGUAUGAAUCUCUGUACGACUACCAGAGUCUCAGCUGGAUACGGAAAAUGGAAGCAGCAUAUUAUGACAAUAUCAUGGAGCAGCAGCGUCUGGAGCCGGAGUUCUUCAGGGUGGGAUUCUAUGGCAGGAAGUUUCCUUUCUUCCUCAGAAACAAAGAGUUUGUUUGCCGUGGCCAUGACUAUGAGAGGUUAGAAGCCUUCCAGCAAAGGAUGCUGGGAGAAUUCCCACAAGCCAUUGCAAUGCAGCACCCAAAUCAGCCAGAUGAGGCCAUUCUGCAGUGUGACGCACAAUACCUCCAGAUUUACGCUGUGACGCCAGUUCCAGAAAGCGUCACUGUCCUUCAGAUGGACAGAGUUCCAGACCGCAUCAAGAGCUUCUAUCGAGUAAACAACGUUCGGCGAUUUCGCUAUGACCGGCCGUUCCACAAAGGACCCAAAGACAGAGACAAUGAGUUUAAGAGUCUCUGGAUAGAAAGGACGACUCUGAUCCUCACCCACCCUCUGCCUGGAAUUUCACGCUGGUUUGAGGUGGAAAAGAGAGAACUGGUGGAGGUGAGUCCGUUGGAAAACGGCAUCUCUGUGGUGGAAAAUAAGAACCAGGAGCUGCGGACUCUGAUCAGUCAGUACCAACACAAGCAGCUGCACGGGAACAUCAAUCUGCUUAGCAUGACCCUGAAUGGAGUCAUCGACGCUGCCGUGAAUGGAGGCAUCGCCAGAUAUCAAGAGGCUUUCUUUGAUAAGGAGUACAUCACCAGCCACCCUGAAGACACAGAGAAGAUCGCACAGCUCAAAGACCUCAUGCAGGAGCAGGUUCACAUCUUAGGGGUGGGCUUGGCUGUGCAUGAGAAGUUGGUGCACCCAGAAAUGCGUCCCCUGCACAAGAAGCUGAUCGAUCAGUUCCAGAUGAUGAGGAGCAGCCUCUGCCAUGGCUUCUAUGUUGCUUUUCAGGGUCCACCUGGUUUUGAGAAGUCUGGUUCAGGAGUGAACAGAGGGAUCCUGGCCUCUCACAACCCAAUGAGCCCAGAGAGCUUCAAACUCAUGCACCGACACAGUCCCUCUCCCAGUCCCAUUGCCGUUUUGACUCCAGUGCGCAUUUCCUCCCCUUCUCUCUCCUCCAACUCCAGUGAGGUAGGAAAUCUGCUGAUCUUGGCCGAUGGCAUGGUGGUGGAGAAUCCUGAGGACUUCUAUCGCAUGCAGGCGAGUCCCUCCUCUUCCAGUCUUAGCUCCACCCACUCUGCCCCUCCUCAGAUGAUAAACUCCACCCCCUCCACAAUGAGAGUGGGCUCUCCUUCUCUGCCAGACAAGUACAGACACAACAGAGAGAUGCUGAUGCUGCUGCCGCCCCACAGAGAGAGGCCAAGCAGUGCAAUGUACUCCAACAUCACAGAGAAUGGACAGCCACCGAACUUUCAGAGAGCCUUGUUUCAUCAGGUGAUCGGUCCCUGUAAACCCUGCAGUGACCCCAACCUUUCUGUGGCUGAGAAAGUCCUAACCACUCCCAGCAGUUGGAGUUUGGACAGUGGCACCAGGGAGGCCCUGCCUUUCCUCUCUUCCCAUGUUGGCAGCGUGAUGGCUCCACCGGUUCCACCUCGGAACGUGCCUCAUGGGCAACACCUGUCGAUGCACUUUGACGCUUUCCACCACCAGGUCAGCGACCUCCCUCCAGCUCUCCCUGUGCGCUCCUUAAGAAAGUCUCCCCUUCACCCUAUACCUGCCUCACCCACCAGUUCGCAGUCCGUCCUGGAUGGCAGUAACUCCACACUCUCAGGCAGCGCCAGCUCUGGGGUCUCCUCCCUCAGCGAGAGCAACUUCGGAGGCGCCACCUCCUCCUCAGACCCCCAUGCCAGCCGCACAGACACCCUGGACUCCGUCCCGAGCAGCCAGACCUGGACUACAGACCAGGAUGACUUGGACUCUCCUUACCAGCCCGUCAGGUACAGCAUGUCUGAACCAGACGUCCUGGAGGGAGUUAAAUCCCAGUCCUGCCGCAGCAACUCUGCCCCAGGAGGAGUCAACCCAGCCCAGGUGGGCUAUCAAAUCCAGUCUCAGGCUCCAGGUUUGGGCUGCACUGGAGCUCCACAGUCCCAACAACCGGAUGGGCUGCAGCAGCAACAACACCCAUUUUACCACCACCACUUUCACCCACACUACAUUCCCCACAAUCCACCUCUCUACCAUCUCCAUGAGCCCCCUCCUCUCCUGCCCCCUAAACCCUUCCUCAGAGAGGGCUGCAUCCCUGAGGAGGACCCCCUGAUAACGCAGUCCGGACCACCACGCCUUCCUGUACCUCGGCCAAUGCCACGCAAGAUCUCCCAGCCCAUAAUCGCAGCAACCAAGGAUGAACAAGCUAAGGUGGCGUGGGAGCAUGGCAUCAGUGAGGAGUGAGGUCAGCUGAUGGUUCAGAGAAACACAACAGAAACUUCUUGUUGAACAUAAGAAUGAGAGCCGGAACCAAACUGGAUCUGGAACAUUCCCCUCAGAGGUCCUACAGGAACCACUGAUGGUUCAACUAUUCUGUUUUCUCUGACUCUGUUCUGUGAAGGUCGGUGACAUGUCCUCGAUAUCUAAACAUUUUCUUUGCGUCUCACUGCAUUCCUGUAUAAACUGAUAUAGCUUUCAUUCUACAUCCAUCAGGAUAAAAUAAAGUGACAUUUCCAAACGAUCCCACUUCCUAAAACUGCACAGAUGUCAUGUUAUUGAUUUUGAUUUCAUUUACAAGAAUAAUCAACAUCUGUCCUACUGACGGGAAAUUCAAGUGUAAAAUUUGCACAGGAAUUCAGAUUUCUUUAUACCUCGCUCUGAUAAUGUUCAGUGAAUGGCACUAAGAGAGGAACAGAGCACCAUAAGAUUUAAGAGGAAUUGUACUUUCUAUAUAUUAAAAACAUGCACACUUAUCAAAUGAACAGUUUUGCUGAGACCAGAUGAAAAAUCUUAAUAUUUAAAAAUGCAAUGAUUAUGUUUUUAGAUGCUUAGAUCAACCAGCUAUACAGCAAACUGAAUAACUAAAUAUGACGAUGGAAGCCUUGAUGGAACUAAAAAGUAUUUUUUCCAGUUGUGUGUGUAAAAAUUGAACAGUAUAUAAAGUUAAAAGAAAUAUAAUUUAUAUUUAAAGUGUUCACUUUUGGUUGAAGUUGAAGUUGGUGUAGAAAUAUGCAAGAUGUUGUCUUUCUGAGUCUAAAGUAGCUGCUUGAUAAACGUGCACUUCUUUGAAAUGUGGAGUAAAGCCUCACAAACAAACACAAAGACUUGACAUUUAGGGUUGUAAAACCCAUUUUACGGAAAGCUGAGGAAGCAAUGGAUUUGUUUUGCUUUAGCUGAUGAUGGUUCUGCAGUUGAACCCGUAAAUAUGAGCAUAGUUUUACACACAAGAACAUUUAUAGAGAAUAUUAGCUACAAUAAAUACACACUUUGUCAUUUUUAUGAGAGUAACUGAAUCAAUUACUUUUUAAAUCAUUGUAAUGUUUGUAUGCAUGUUUGUUUCCUGGAAGUUGACACUCAAACAGAGACUGUGAUUGGUCCACACAGGUGAGUACCUGAACAGCCCUGCAGAAAUACUGGACACUGAAGCUUUUGUUUAGAAAAUGAAACCAUUAAAGUCAAGGUUUGUUUCUGCUGAUAAAUGAACGUGUUUUUUUGUUUGUAUUUCUGUUUGUUACCUUUUUCUUAAAGUCACAUAAGUGAUCUGAGUUGAAUCAAACCAGUUGAUCCUGCUUCUACUUUCACCCAGUACCACCAUCUGACUACUGUAAAUAGUUCAUUUUAACAGAGAUGUUCUGAACAAAUGUCCUGUAUUUUAGGUUUUGAGGUUUAAGUUACAGACUGUUGGAGAAAGAUCAGUUGACUGACAGAUGUUGGUGGCUCUACCAUCAGUUUUUAAAAUGUCCUGCUUCUGUUGCUGCUGUUUAUGCAGAUGUAAACUCUCCAGGAUCCACAUGUUGCGUUCACUGACUCAGACUUAGUUAAUUACAGUCAUAAUGACGCUAUCAGUUUCACCUGGGUGUGUUAUCGUUUUUCCACUUACUACAGAUCAUUUAGUUAAACAUCAGAUUUUAUCACAUGUAUGUUGGGUUAGCAUGAUGAAUCUGUCCUGUGAUGAGGUUCUAUCAUUAAAACUUCUGGAUGCAUAAUUAAUUUUAUUGGACCGAAAUUGCCUCUGAAAAAUCUCCUCAGUUUCAAUGUAGAAAAUAGACCUAAAUAAAGAUUUUAAACAUCAGUAAAACAUUUUUUUUUCUGCUUCUGAAAUCUCAAACUCUGAUCCCAGAAAUAAAAUUUGUCACCGUUGUUUUAUUGUUGGUGGAAGAGGUUUCAGAACUAAGGUUUUGUACUUUGAACGCAGAGAGUUUCUGUUUAUAUCUGCUACUCAGUCCACAUAGUUACUCAUGUACAACGUUAAUGUGUUUAAAGAUCUUAUGGCUGUUAAAUUAUAAAAGGCACAUUAAUAUUCACAGUUUCAUCUGUGCUGUUACCCGAUUGUGGAUGAGGUUCAGUUUGUAAACUACAUCCAACCAAGUGAAUUUGUUUGGUGUGAGAUGAUAUUUCAAGCUGCAGAAUAACUCAAUAUGAAAAGGAACAGCUGCAGUUUUAAAAAUGGCCAAAAUGUUUGACUGGAAUACAAUCUGUUUUUCAACCUUUCCAGCUUUUCUACUGAAAAUUCUGAUUGUAUUUAACAGUAUUGUGCAGUGUUUUCAAAUGUAUAAUAACUCACUUGAUUUAUUAACUUUAAAAACACUUUCAAAUAAUGUCUGCCUUGGGAUAAAGUGAUCAGCUUUCUCCAUUAAGUACACUCAUAGGCACUGGUGAAAGAGACCAACUGAACUGCCAUAAAACAUAUUUUACAUUUAAAAGAGCAGCUUUGGUGGAAACCGGUUACCUUCAAAGAGGAAUAUCCCUCCGUUGUUACUUUUAACACCUUUCUGUUUGCUUCUUCAAGGUGAGAGAUUCAGAUGCAGUGAAGAAGGGUUUUUUAGGAGCCCAAUGAUCCCUUCCUGCUGAGGUGCAGUAAAUAGUCAUGUUACCACCAGUGCAGAGCUAGCUCAAUGUCAGCAGCAGAGGAAUUCAUGGUCAAGACACUCUCAAGUCUGUAGAUGUUCAGUCAGAGUGGAUGAAUAAGCAGAAGCCAACAGAUAACGAGUAAUUUCUUGAAGUUGAUCCAGCAUGUCAAAGUGAAUUACAAUGAAAGGUCAACUUAAUAUUGACUCUGUACAAUAAUAUUAUAUUGCUAAUAUAAAUAUAUGUGCUUAUAUGCUAAUAAGACAAUUUAAUAUUCAUGAAAUGCUGUAUUUGUUCUUCAGGAUGUCAUACAUGUAAAAUAAAAUUAAGAUCAAUAUGUUCUGGCAACAAACGAGCAGUAAAAUUUGCUUUUAAUCAUUAUUUUACAGUUAACAUGCUUGGAAGCAUAAUGUGAUGUUUAACACAUUUAAAAAAAAGUAGAAAGAUAAAAUUAACUGUUUUGUAAAAAUUUAAGAAUUUCUCUAUUUGAUGCACAAAUAAAAAAAAGUAAACAUCACUGAUCACAUUUGUUUGCUAUUCUUCAUCAUUGGACUCAUAGGAAGUUUUCUUCUGCACAUAACAAAUAAAAGGAGAAACUAUAAUUAAAACAAACCUGCACACAUGUGGACUGUGAUUGUUUUCCUUGUACUUUCUGUUGUUUUUUAACUAAACAGCAACAUUCUUCUGUUGAUUUCAGGGCAGCUGCAGUUUUAUCUGGUCUCCACAACAAAUCCAAAUACUGAGUUACAGCGACAGUAAUCAUUUCUGUAAUAAUGCUCAUGAUUAUCUUCUGUAUAUAAAAGUAUUGACUGUAUUAGCAUGGUUAUAAACUGUAUGACAGUCGAUGUAAAUAGUUUUGUCCUACUAAUAAAACUGCUGUGUUGUGGAUUCAUGGUUAAUCACCAGGAUUAAACACUGUUUAGUUUAUUUAGAUGAUCCCAACAUGUCUUUUCUUAUGUUUGGAUAAAUACUUCUGACGUCAGGCUUUAUUUUAUUUUACAUUGAUUCUAUCAUCAUCAUACUGUUAAUAGCUCAAAAUAAAAAGAACACUUUCAUAAAAUGAAAAUGUAUUUGUAAAGGAAAACAAACUUAACAAUUUUUUUAUUAAGUUGAUUUAUUAAAAUAACUUAUUUGCUUAGUUACACUUAAAUGUACUAAUUUAAUGACGUAAGCCAGUUGUCUGAAGUUGUAGUUGGACAGCAGUGAUGUUUGGGGAGAAGCUGUUUGGCAGCAAAUCUGCAGUCUUAAGAACCUGAGCCUGUGAUGACCAAACAAGUGAGAAGAAAACCCAAGAAGAUGUUUUUAAGCAGUUCAUUUCAAUGAGUAAAGAGAACCUUCAAUUUCAUGAGGACUUCAGUACGUGUAGGAAAAGUGCUUUAGUCUGAUGUACAAUCUGACAUUAAGAAGCUGAUAAAUAAUCCUGAAUCCCAAAAUCAAAAAUGUUUAUAUUCUAAUUUCUUUGUCUCUAAAUGUGUUUUAUAUCCGCAUAAUUCUGUCUAGUCUCAGGUUAUAUAUUCAUGUCAAUAAAAAGAGGCCUGGAUCUGAUUUGAUAAACUUUAUAUUCAGAGCUUAAAGAAACUAAUUUGACUUGUUUUACAUAUUUUUGUUUCAAAUUAUAGCUCUGUUGUGUGAUGUGGAAAACAAAUGCUGCCUUAAAGUGAAUUUCUUUUAAUUAAUGACCAACAGUUUGACUGUGAACUUUCUUUGGGGUUUUGUAAAAACAACAAAAUGACAAAAUAAACUUACAAGAUGCAGCCCAAAUUCCCUCAUAUGGUUCCUACACAUGUUUCAUGUAUAAAAAAAAAACAACUGAAUUUGUUUUCAGCUUUAAUUUAGGUUUUGGGUGUUAAGUUAAAGCACAGAAUGUCAUUUAGGUAACUGUACUAAAUUAAUGGAUUAUUAUGAGUGACAGGACUGUUCUAAUGAGUUACUUUACAGAUUCCUCUUGUUUUGUUAGAAGUUAAAGUUAUAAGCAAUCUCAUGAUGUAUAAAGGUUUUCUCUUACACUGUUUAAAGCUAAAAACAUGACAGAAGACCCACCCCCCAGAUUUUACCCACAAUUCCUAGCUGGGCAGUCUGCACUAGUCUGAGCUUGUUUGGGAGCUACUUCCACCAUUAACUGUUUAUUUUUUCUUUAACAUAGAAAAAACUGCAGGAUUAGUGCUUUUAUAUUUUUAUUUAAUAAUUUUUUGUACAUCUGCUCCAUCUUCUCAAACCGUCAAUCGGUCCUGGCUGAUAGCAGCUAACACUGCUGCAGGUUUGUUCAGGUUUAAAGAGACGUAUUCCUUUCCACUCUCACCACAUGCUUGCUCGGCGCCAUCAGCUGGACCUCCUUAGAUAGAAAACGUUUAACCUAUUAGGAUAAUAAAAUGAAUUUGAUGGCAUUAUAUACUAACUAGGAUUGAACUGGAAUUGAUGUAACUGAAUGGGGAUCUGUCUAUAUGGUUGGAUUAAUUUGAUUAUAUUAUUUGUCUGAUAAAUUGAAUUUGUUUGUCUUUUGUUGUGAAUUAGCAAGAUAUGAACUAAAUUGUUAUCUUGGUACCAAACCUGUGACUCUAAAGAACAAACUUAAUCCAGUCUGUAAAAAAAAAAUGUAUGAUUUUUGUAAUUCUAACUGGCCUAAGGGCUGCAUGGUGGUGCAGUUGGUAGCAUAGCUGCCUUGCAGUAUGAAGGUCUUGGGUUUAAAUCCCAUCCUGGGUGUUUGCUAUUAUUUAAUUAUUCCGCCAUCCCUUUAAAAAAGGUUUGUUCAUGUCGGAACAAUGUAUUUGAGGUUUAUCCAGCAGCUUGUUAAUAUGAAGUACAUUUCUGUAAAAAUGCUUUCACUUAAAACCAAACUGGUGUCAAACAGAGAAAAAAACCAAACACAAUUCAGCUGCAGUUGUCAAGGCGACCAGCUGGUGGUUCGCUUCAUUCAGUAGUUGCUUUUCCUCCUAUUUGGCACGGCGAUCUGCAGGAAGGACAAUCUAAAAGUUUAAAUAAUCAACAGACAAAAACGGCUGCUUGAAAAAUGUUUAACAAUACAUAAAAAGUAAAACACAACUGCAAUAAUCAAUGUGCAGAAAAACGUUGGCAGACGACACCAUGUGAACUAAAUGCAUAUUACUAUUAUAUUCUGUACAAAACACCUUGUUUACUACUAGAGAGGUUAAUAAGUGGAAUAUAAUAUUAAGACUAUAUAAAUAAUGCUUCCAUUGACUACAAUCUGCAGCACAAAUAGUUUUUAAAGUUUGAAAUAUUUUAAACAAUCAUAUAAUUUUUUUUUUAAUGAGCAUAUUGAGUACAAGGACUUCCUGGAAUAAAGGAUCGAUUAUUUUGAUGUUGACACAAUGCAGCAGUGACAAACCAAUAUUUGUAAUUGUAAAUGUAAAAUUAUAUAAAAUUAUUUAAUUGUGUUGAAGUCACUGGUAGGACUGGUGAUGUUGUGGCUGCAUGUUAGUUUCAUCCAAGGAAUCUUAAUGUCGUCCUCACCAUGAAAAAGAAAGAAAUACCUUUAAAAAAAAAUAUUUAUUUUAACUGCAUUUCAAUGCUAAAUUUAGUCAAUAUUAGGUCAAUAUUAGUGAAAAAUUGUAAUUACUGUAGUUUUUAUACUGUGUCAUUAGAUAAGAGUGGUGAUUGUUAAAAGUGUGAGAUAUUUUCCAUCAACUCUUGAAAGCAGAGGUCCUGCUGUGUUAGAUGUUAAUAUUGGCUGGUGAAAUCAGCCAACUAAAAGGCACAUUUUUAAAAUGUUCCUACACUUAAUAAGCAGCUACAGCAGAGAAGACUUGAACCAGAAGAGCUGAUUGGUCUGGAGGGUUGAUAGAAUGUCUUUAAUGUAUUUUGGUGGUAAAUCAUUCAGUUAUUUAUAAACUAACAGAAGUAUUUUAAAGUCUAUUCUCUGAGAUACUGGGAGCCAGUGGACUUUAGAACUGGGACCAUGGGCUCCACUUUCUUAGUUCUAGUGACGAUGCGGGCAGCAGCGUUCUGGAUCAGCUGCAGCUUGUCUGUUUAGGCAGACCUGAAGACACUGUUGUUGUAAUCUAUUCCACUAAAGAUAAACACAUGGAUGAGUUUCUCAAGAUCCUGAUGAGACGUUAGUCCUUUAAUUCUUAAAACCUUUCCGUUUCCCACAUUGAGCCAAAUAUUUUCAUUUGCUGGACAGAUUUUGAUAAUACAUUCCUAUUUAACACACAAAGUAUUGACAUCACAUUCUGAUGUUGUGCAGCAAAUUUAAUAAUUAUGAACAAGUUUAGAUGUAAUUCAGCUCGAAAGCCAGUUGUUCCACUACUUUGAAGCAGUUUUUCUUCAGCUUGGGAAGAAAUUAAAAAACUACCUUGGGGCAGUUGUUGAAAGUUAAGGCAGCACUGGUGGUGAGAGCAAAACCAGAUCUUAGUGGAUUUAGAAAAAUACAAACAAAAUAAUAUUAACAAGUACAAAUGUUACUGAAUAAUAUAGAAAGAUUAAAGAUUGAAGAAGAAAGCUUCAGCUGUGUGACCUUACAUGUCAAUAUUCAAGUAAAUGACUUUCUAUGUAACAUCAUGAAUGUAUUUUUGAUAAUGUGACUUCUCUACUGUUUGGUUUAAAAUACCCACAAUGCCACAAAGUGUUCACACCCCUUCUGUUUUUCUUUAAACACACAGGCACAUAGGUUAAGUUCAACCAGUCUUUAACAAAAUCAACUAAACAAAUAAACAUAGACCAACAUAAUGUAGCUAGAAAGAUAAAGAGCAGUGCAUAAAUUGGAUUUAAAUACAUACACAUUGACAACAAUAAUAGGAGCUUUUCCCAGGUUUUAUUACAAGAUAAGUGGUUCACACUGAUAAUGUUUUCAUGAGCUACAUUUCAGUUUUAAAUGCUAACUUUUGUAGGCUAAGGUUUUUAACAAGGCUUUGUGUAACUGGUCAUUGGUUAUGACCACUCAUUACUUUUAACUCUUAACCUGAUGUCCAGAGGCUCUAAAACAUUUAAGCUGAAAGCUUGACUUUUUAACAUCAUGUAACUUAUUAAAUUUGAUCAAAUCAAAGUUUGUUUCUUCAUUGUUUGCUGAAAAACCACCAUUUCCAAAGCAGGCUAGAAAAAAAUAAUUGUUUAGCAUCUCAUAAAAACAAGGCUUUAAAUAGGAAUAAAUGAAAGAUGAAGAAAAAAAAAAAAACAAUAAAAAAAGUUUUAUAUAUAAAAAACAAAACUCUAAAUGAGUUCCUUAUAUACAGUUAAUUGUAAUCCUGUGAUGAUGAUUGGAAAUGGUCAAAAUGGACACAAGCCAUAACAAACACAAACAUGUACACUCUUAUAAGAGAUGUGUUAAAACAAAUAACACAGAAUAUGUGUUAUUACAUUUAAAGCACAUUAUGCGUUAAUUUUAACACACGAUGUGUUAAAAUGGCAUCAAAAGUAUAACACACGAUGUGUUGUAUAUUUCAACACAUAUUUGUGUUGGUUUGUGUUCUAGUUGGAGGAAGACUUUCCCGCCUUAUGGUCUAAAUUAACAAAGUAGACAAAGAUGGAGGCUGCAUCUUCUGUAACAGUAACUUCGGUAAGUACGUUUUAUUUGUUUUAACGCAGUGGUAACAAGUUAGUCUUAUUGGAAUUUGCCGAAUCAAUAGUUGAAAAUGUGUUAUGGUAUUUUUUGUUGCUACGACGGGGUAGCAUUUAGUUAUGCUGGGUUUCAGGUCAAAUUUAGCUAGCUCAUUCUCGUUGCAAGGCUUCUAAAAUACCAUUUUAUCGGUAUGGUUUCUAUAGUUGUCUUUUUUUGGCCAAAGUUAAUUGAAGAAGUAAGAAGUUAAAAUUAUUUAAUGUAAAAAGGAGAUGGUUGAAGUUUUAUAUGAAACUUAAAUUUUUUUUUAUAGAUGUCUAUGGCGCCUGGGAACUGACAUGGGGGAAUAUAUAUGUAUAUAGCGAGCGCACGAAAUACUAAUCAGUUUCCUCGAAAUACUAAGUAGGCAUCAAGUGACCUGUGUUACAGGAGAUGUGUAACUCAUAAGUGAUGGAGCUCAGUGUACAGUGGGUGUGUAAAUGUGUAUGUGUGCAUAUUUGCGGUGGCGAUGUGCGCUGUUAUAUUCGGACCACGAAGAAGAGUGCAGAGAGAGAAGAAGAGUGUUGGUGCGGUUGUAUGUUUUGGCAGUAGCCUAUACACGACAGCGACCGGAGAGUAAGUUCAGCUGGCCACGGUACAUUUAACGUGUAAUCAGUGUGCAGUACAGAUAUUAAAAACUCCACUGCUUUUAUUAUUAUAGAAGUCUCACCCCCUAUGACACGCAAGUA
Molecule: messenger RNA, 16276 nt
Organism: Girardinichthys multiradiatus
Lineage: Eukaryota; Metazoa; Chordata; Actinopteri; Cyprinodontiformes; Goodeidae
Product: dedicator of cytokinesis protein 3-like
Exons: 55
Coding region: 908-7435 (2175 amino acids)
Biological process (GO): small GTPase-mediated signal transduction
Cellular component (GO): plasma membrane; cytoplasm
Molecular function (GO): small GTPase binding; guanyl-nucleotide exchange factor activity
Source: RefSeq, a predicted model, not a curated record